AUGUCGACCACCGAGGGAGCCUCUCUUGGCGCUAAAGUCAUCGCCGAGGCGAACAGCAAACCGAUUGUUGUUACCGCUGUAGACUCUAAGUCUUCGGAAGCGUCCCCUUCGAAAGCAGACGGCGUCGAAUCGGGCGACGAGCUCUUGGCUGACGAUGUUGAAUACGUGAACGGUCACCCGGUGAUUCGUAAUGGCGUCGACGUCUCCAAGUUCGUGGUGUCGGAUCGUGACGAUGGCGACCCUGCCUUAACCUUCAGAUCGAUCGUUCUGGGUACAGUGUUCACGGCCCUGUCCAGCGUCAUCACCAUGUUGUACACUUUCAAGCCAACCCAGAUGCAAGUUUCGGCAGUCUUUCUACAGCUCUUGGUCUUCGUGUUCGGCGAAGCAUGGGCUUUGGCAACUCCUCGUCCCGACCGAUUCAAGUGGAAAUGGCUGCAGACAACCCUUCGUUUCGUCAACAGCGGACAAUCGUUUGGCAUCAAGGAGCAUGUUGUCGCAUCCCUCAUCGCCUCGUCUGGAAACAAUGGUCUUUCUGGUGUUGAGAUCUACGCCGUCGAACGUCUCUUCUACGACCGCGCAGUCACUGCCACCACGGCGAUCCUCGCUACUUUUUCGAUCUCCCUUUGCGGCUUCGUGCUUGCUGGCGUACUUCGACCUUUGAUCGUCUACCCCGCUGAGAUGGUCUACUGGUCAACACUUCCACAAGUGGUCUUAUUCCAAAACCUUCACUUCGAUCGCAUCGCCAACCGCGACCGCCUGAUGAAGUUCGGCAUCGCCCUUGGUAUAGCCGCAGUAUGGGAGAUCUUCCCAGCCUACAUGGUGACUUGGUUUGGUGGUAUCUCGGUCGUUUGCCUUGCAUCAAUGGGGGCCCCGACUGGUACACGUACUGUCAUCUCCACCAUCUUUGGCGGAGCGUCCUCGAACGAGGGUAUGGGCUUACUCAACUUCUCGCUGGACUGGCAGUACAUCCAGAGCACCUACCUGUCAUUGCCAUUCAAGCAACAGUUGAACUCGUGGAUUGGCUACGCUAUCUGGUAUAUUGUCAUGCCGGCACUCUUCUAUAGUAAUACGUGGGGUGCCAAGACAUUCCCCUUCAUGUCGACGUCCCUCUUCGCCAGCAACGGCACUAGAUGGUCGACGACAUCGGUCCUGAACGACCGUGGGGUAAUUGACUACGACAAACUAGACCAGGCCGGUCUUCCUCACUUGACAUCCAGCACAGUCUGGGGUUAUCUCACUGCGAGCAUGGCCAUUGGCGCCUUGAUCACUCAUGUCAUCAUCUUCUACGGCAAGGACAUGGUCGAUGCAUGGAAGCAGGCCCGCAGCCGGACGCAACCAGACAUUCAUUACCAGGCCAUGUUGAAGUACAAGGAGGUUCCAAUGUGGUGGUACAUUGCGCUCUUUGUUCUGACCUUCAUCGCUGGCCUGAUUGUGAACAUCAAAGGCGAAACCACUCUCCCGGUUUGGGGGUACAUCAUAUCACUGCUCCUAGGCGGCUUCAUCGCACCCUUUUCAUGCAUCCUUUACGGUCUUUACGGAACUGGCGUCAGCACCAAUCAAAUCUCGAAAAUGGUUGCCGGCGUCGUGCAUCCUGGCAGGCCUCUGGCAAACCUCUACUUCGCAAGUUGGUCUCAUCAGGUCAUCCUCCUGGCUGUCAACCUAGCCAACUGGCUUAAGGUUGGCCAAUACACUAAGAUCCCUCACCGCGUGAUGUUCGGCACGCAGAUCUACGGAACCCUUCUCGGUGCAGGUCUCAACUACGCCGUCAUGACCACGAUCGUCAACAACCAGCGCGAGAUUCUCCUCGAUCCCAAGGGAACGAAUGUCUGGAGCGGCUCUACCAUGCAAAGUCUCAACUCCCAGGCCAUUACAUGGGCGCUAGCCAAAGAGAUGUACGGGAUGGCAGGCCGCUACGUCAUCGUUCCUCUGGGCUUGCUCAUCGGCGCUGCUAUGCCCGUGAUUCACUGGGGUCUCAUCAAACUGAUCCCGCGAUUGAAAAACUGGCCGAUCAACACCACCAUUAUUAUUGCCUUUUCAGGAAACGUUUACUUCGGCAACACUUCAUGGAUCUGGUCCUCGAUUGCAGUCGGUGUCUUCUCGCAGUUCUGGCUUAGACGUCGUCUUCCGCGCAUCUACAACAAGUACAACUACCUCAUUGGAGCGGCGCUGGAUGGAGGAUCUCAAGUUGUGAUUUUCAUCUUAUCUUUCGCUGUCUUCGGUGCAAGUGGCAAAGAACACCCGUUUCCAACUUGGUGGGGGAAUCCAUCGGAUACUAACCCGGAUCACUGCCUAUGA
Molecule: messenger RNA, 2295 nt
Organism: Colletotrichum karsti
Lineage: Eukaryota; Fungi; Ascomycota; Sordariomycetes; Glomerellales; Glomerellaceae
Product: peptide transporter mtd1
Exons: 3
Coding region: 1-2295 (764 amino acids)
Biological process (GO): transmembrane transport
Molecular function (GO): oligopeptide transmembrane transporter activity
Source: RefSeq, a predicted model, not a curated record